UUUGAAGUUGAAGUUGGAAGGAUGAAAAAAGUGAAAUUAGAGUAGCGAGCUAGGCUAGCAGGGAAGUGAGUGGUGGAAGAGGAGUGGAAGAGAUAUUUCUUUUGUCAAACAGCUCGACUAAUUAUACAAAGUUUCACAAGUAUGUUUUCAAUGCCACGAUUAGACCUUAGUCGUUAGCUGUUGCCUUCGGUUUAUCAACUGAGCGAACUUUCAUUUUAGUGUUUGUUUUUUCCAAGUUAUUUGGCGAAUGGCGUCGUGUACCUAAUAAAGAACCAUAUUUAAAUUUGAUUGUCGAGAAUAAGUGAAGAAACGGUGAUUGUAAUUCGAACAAUGGCGAAUCCGAAAGCAACCAGCAGUGCCCUGAGAGCCUUAGCCGUGGAGUACAAGAGCCUCCAGGAGGAACCAGUCGAAGGUUUUUGCGUAAAACUCGUUAACGACGAAAAUCUCUUCGAAUGGGAAGUCGCUAUUUUUGGACCGCCAGAUACCCUGUACAUGGGAGGAUGCUUCAAGGCAAGAAUGAAGUUUCCCACAGACUAUCCAUACUCUCCACCAUCAAUAAGAUUCCUGACAAAAGUAUGGCACCCUAAUGUUUACGAGAACGGCGAUCUGUGCAUCAGCAUCCUUCAUCCCCCUGUCGAUGACCCCCAAUCUGGGGAAUUGCCAUGCGAACGUUGGAAUCCUACGCAGAACGUGAGGACGAUUUUGUUGUCGGUCAUCUCGCUGCUUAAUGAACCUAAUACUUUUAGCCCUGCCAAUGUCGACGCCUCUGUGAUGUACCGUCGCUGGAGGGACUCCAAGGGACGGGACAAAGAAUAUGAGAAUAUUAUAAGAAAACAAGCGAUGGUUGCUCGGGCUGAGGCCGAACGAGACGGCAUGAAGGUGCCCCUCACCCUGGAGGACUACUGCAUAAAAACGCAGGUGAAACCCAACAGGUCGGACCCCGCCGUCGACAUGACGGACUUUUACGAUGACGAUUACGACGAGGAGUACGACGAUCUCUCCGAAGGCUCCGAUUACGUAGAAGAGGACGACAACGACAGCGGCAACGGGGAAUCGUGAUGCCGUUAGCGGAAGUGACGAGAGUCUCGAGUCCGUCUUGUAUAUUAUCGCCUGAUUUUUUUUCCUAGGAAUCGUGGAGCAUAAGCAUAUAAGAUUUCUGAAGAGUUGAUUGCUUUCCGUUCCGCUUGAACUGUAUCAGGUUUUCUGUCUCUUCAAAUAAAUACUCAAUUUCCUUCCAAGAAUAGAUCUAAGGGAGGAGUUGAAUUUUUUUGUUAUCAGAUGGGAAAUAUUUUUCUGACAAAAAUUCUUGUACAGUUUGCGCCAUCUUUUCCGUAUUGAAGCGAAUCUUGUACACAUGUUGAGUGUGUUAUAUUCGUAAAGUUCGGGUAAAGGUUUUAAAAAUAAAUCUGGUCUGAAAAACGGUAAUUUUCAACAUAUGAAUUCAUAUACAGCGCUCCCAAAAAGUAACGAAUUAAUUCUUUAAAAUAGUUGACAAAAGUAUUUAAAAAAAAAUGUUUGCAUAUUAGGAUCACAUUUGCCAGCUUCCACCUCUUGGGGAACAGAUGUUUGUAAUUUAGGAACACGUCUGAGCUCUGGUAAAACACCAUCAGGGUCAAGUGCUUUCUUUAGUUUGAUCCUCAUAACUGCAGACUUGAGCUCUACCGUAAGAGUCAUAGGGGGCUCAUGUUCUGUAAUGUUCCAUAUGAAGGGCAUAUCGCCCCUGAGGAACAUUUCCCUUAUCUUUUCCUCUUUGACAUUCUGGUGAAGUUCGUAAGGCAUUCUAAAAGGCGUCAUUAACCCUGUUACUAUGUGGUAGCCCUGUCCCCUGGAGUUUUCCUCCAACCUUUUGCAUAGCAACCUAUUGUACUUGGUGUGACGAUCCUGUUGCUUUUCUGGGCGAUUUUCUGUCUCUAGAUCUAUUAUCCUAGUUGGUUCUUCAUGUCUACCUCUGGCCUUGUUGAGCCUUUCGAUCUAUAGCAGGUUUCCUGUAGUCUAGCAAUAUCUCCGUUCUACCAAUCUAGUUGUGCUUUUAUUGAUUCUACAUUUCUGUCUUCCAUGCUCACGUCUUGUGCACUUUUUAACGCCCUAGUAAGAUCCUCCAUGUCUACAAUUGAACUUUCCAGCAGUUGCAUCGUGAUUUUGAAUACUGGCUUCAAUGUCUGUCUCUUCCUGUCAGUUGUACUUUGGUUUCCUUUUCCCCUCACAAAUCUCACAAAUGAUAUGCCUAUGAAGGCUCAUAAUUUCCUCCGUUCUCUGAGGAGAAGGUAAUGUCAUUGAUCGAUGCUUGUGUUCCCCUUGUAAAGGUGGGGGUAUCACCCUCAUGAAGCACUACCACAUCAGUUCCUCCAGGUGGCGCAUCUCAAGUUUGCGCAGACUACCACCAUAUAUUUGUGUCAACUAUUUAUUUUAAAUGUAUCAAUUACUUUUGGGAAGUACUGCAUAAAGAAACGUAUGGCAUCCAAACAGCUGUUUUUUGAAAAUCGCACAAUCAUAACGAACCUAGAUUGAAUUAAAAUUACUUGUAAAAUUAUCGAGCGGAAAUUGAACUGUCGUAUCAUUUCAUUUUUACUGACAAAAAUCAUUUCUCAAGGACCAGACACUCUGCUCUGUGACCAAAGUAUCUUUCCGUACUAUCCAUGGACAAAUCGAUAUUCGAGAACGAAUGUAGGACAGAAAUUUUUGCCUGAAUUUAUACUGUUUCGCAAUUUUUCCUGCGUUCAAGCCUCUCAGUUUGUAAUUUGUAUAUAGAACUAAUACUAUCCCCUCAAUUGAUGAACUGUAAAAAAAAACAAGUAUGUAUAUAGUAUAGAGAACGCAAUCAUAGAUUGAAAAUAAAUUAGUUGAUACAAAGCAGUAGAAGGGUAGGGACUUUCAAAGCUAUUUUCGUGUUUAUCGGCAGUGACCUACAGGUUUUUGCCUGACGUUUCGCCUAAAACUGCGGUAUACAUUGCCAAAGGCAAUAGGACUACGGACUCAAUGCUCAAACUUUCCUUACAGCUCAUGCUACAUUGUUUGAGGGUUUGAGUCGACGGUCUUAUUACAUAACUGAUAGGCGUGGUUUCAUUCCUAUUGGUUGGCCUGAAUCGUAUAUAGUUGAGUGCAGGUAGUCAUACUUUAUUUAUGUUAAUACUGAUGAUGUCAUUCAUUGCUCAACAAAUUGUACAAUCCCCUCAGAAAUCUUUGCAUAAUUUGCUAAGGAAUAACGAGGGCUUACCUUUCAACACGCGAUUCCUAGCACGGAGGCUAUGACCAUCUUAGAACAGAGAUUAGGUGAAGAUGUCGUCAGAUUGGACAAAAUCUUUAAGGGAUUUCCAAUAACUUUGAGAGUCCCUUACUAAGAAAGGCGGAACUGUAUCUGGACCAGAUACAAUUGCUGCUGCUUCAAUUGGACUGUGAUAAUUUCCCUUUCAGUUUCAUAACGGAUAUUGAUGUUGUCAGCAAGAUAAUGGCUAUCGAUCUUCUGCAUUUUACUUUUGGUCAGCUCCGAUGCCAGAACAAAUACAUCACCAAAAAGUCCUUUGAAUUCUUUAAGUAUAUCCUGUGGUCCGGAAAGCGUAAGCUGUACGGAGACUAGAUUGCAUCCAGUUUAUUUAUUUCAAGAGCAAAAUUUAUGACCAACUCCUGCACUUGUCCCACCUCGCCUUACCGUAUGUACCAUGGGGAUAACUAGAGUACUAAGAACAUUAUCUCAUCGCUCUUGAUGCCUACCGCAGUUGUAGUUGAAACGUCAGACGUAAAAGCUGUAGUUUCAGUCCAUGUUUCUCUGUCGUAACUAAGCUAGUCCUAAGAACAACUCCUUUCUUGCUGAAUAUGCCCUUCUACAUCUUUGUGUUUUUUUAGGAUUAGGAUGUUUUGUAAAUAAUUCAAAAAUGUAUUAUUUAUUUAGGCUUAGCACUUUUACAAUAGUCGUGGGUGUGCAGUUAUUUUUGCAGAAUGUUGUGUACAGUACAAUACAAUUUCACAACGAUAGUGCCCUGUUUCACCUUUGAGUGCUAUUGGUUGGUGUUUAUUUUUCGUGUGGUAUGUAUUAUAUUGAUGGAACAAGAAAUAAAUGUUUCGAAUCAGGA
This is a messenger RNA of Leptinotarsa decemlineata (Colorado potato beetle), 4067 nucleotides long. RefSeq names its product ubiquitin-conjugating enzyme E2 R1. The record is from RefSeq and is a predicted model, not a curated record. NCBI's taxonomy places the organism in Eukaryota, Metazoa, Arthropoda, Insecta, Coleoptera, Chrysomelidae.